Molecule: messenger RNA, 2774 nt
Organism: Ectocarpus sp. CCAP 1310/34
Lineage: Eukaryota; Phaeophyceae; Ectocarpales; Ectocarpaceae
Source: the annotation of a GenBank genome assembly
CACACACUGCAGGCACGUCGGGUACGUCGCAGGCGCAGCAUCAUGGAGGGUCUUCAGGGAAUGACGCCAGUCCAGCAGCAGGACUUCUUGCAGCACUUGGAGAGCCAACAGAGGAAAGACUCGCUUGCCAUGUACAACAACCUGGUGUUUCGAUGUUUCGACGAAUGCUCCAAGAGCUUCCGAAGCAAGAGACUGGAUGACGGGGAGACGAAGUGCAUUAACGUGUGCGCGGAGAAGUACAUCAAGCUCACGAGCAGGGUAGCGCUACGAUUCCAGGACAUCCAGCAGCAGAAAGCCAAGGACGAGGCUGCGGGGGUACAACGCUGAACCUACCUCCGUAUGCCUCUGAAGUGUAUUGGUAUUUAGAGCUACACUGGGGCGGCUGGUUUGUAUCAUACAUUUGCAUAGCGCCCUUGUGUGCCCCGUCCUAGGAUACACGGGCAUGGCACUUGCGUAUAUCUGUCGUUGAAGUCCGAAAAUGUGUGCUUCGAGGGAUGUUGUCCCAGCGGUCUGGAAUGAAUGUCAUGUUUCGAAUCAGUGUUUGAAUCGGUAGUGCCGGAUGCAGCCCUCCCCCUCCCCGUUCCUGUAAUUUGUUCUUUCGACCAUUUUUGCGUUGUGCCGCAGCUCCCACGGGUGCUUUGCUCAUGUUGCGAAUACCUGAUCGAGUCGUCGUGCGAUACAGGAAAUCGCGGCGUGUUCACCGUUUCCCUUCGGGCCCCUGGUCUGCUCCCGGAAAAUCGCCUUGAGUGGCCUUCGCGUUUCGUGAUUAUCUAGACGCAAUCAAGCCCAUCUCCUCUCAAUGCGUUCCAACGUCCAAUCCUGAAGCAUGUGAAAGUUCAUUUUUCGUGUUUGAGUUUGUGAGUAGGUUGAAAAAAAAAGAAAAUGAUUUCUCCAAGAUGUUUUCGCGGUUAGUUGCGGGGGCGCACCCGCGAAGUCUGUUUAGCGUUUGCCAAUGUGCGGUGGCGGGCGUCCGAGAAACGCACGGCAUCGUCGCACUUAGACGGGCACGCAAGUUGGAAACAUGCACGUGCAUGGUGGGUGAACACCUUGGUUGCGGCCACACGAAGGGUCUGUCACUCAUCAUGUCGGACAAUUAUUUGGUCACUGUACAUGCAGUUGGAUCGAAAGUGCCGAUAUCGUUCGUGUCAUCCAGAGCAUGGCCUCUGGUUGCAGCAAAUGCCCGCAGCUCGGAUAUCCCCGAAUGAUUGCCCCCGCAGUCAAUUGUUGACUUCGUGCUUUGGCAUGCUUACCCUCGCGAGGCCUGUGAACGAACCGUUGUUGCAUUUUGACAUGUACUCUCUCUCGUGCGUUUCUCGAGAAUCUGUUGUCAUCUGUGCGUUUCUCGAGAAUCUGUUGUCAUCUGGCUACUUCUCGUUAUGUGACGCCUCGUUCCCUCUCAGUUUCUCGAAAAGUUGAACAGCGGCACCUUGAGCACCCCUCUCUACCUUGAAGGCAGUACAUAGAGCAGCGGCUUCCCGUCGGACAUCACAUCACCUACUACUUCUGCGCGUUUCUCUAGGAUGAAGGGCAGGCCUCCAACUCCUGCGAUGUCAAGGGGGAUGGCACGCGCACCUUGGGGCUAACAUCGCAAGAUACACAUCCGAAUACAGUCGACCCCGCUUGAAAGACACAGCACGUUUCCCCCCCCAAAAAAGUGUCUUUGACGCGGGGAAGUGUCUUUAAAAUUCCGGGGCCACUAACGCACCAUCCCCGGGGCCAAUGAAGGCGAAACAUAUGUAAAAAGGUGCGCAUUCGCAGCAGAAAGGCGACCACAAGAGGUGUUGUUUGAAACCUACGACACAAACAAGGUGAUUUGAAUUUCGCAACCAUUGCUGCUAUUGUGCUGCAAUACAUACUUGCAUACCAUCGUUGAAUUUCCCCGUACCGUACCACCAAAACGCUGAAAGCGAUGGCGUUCUACGACCUACGCAUCGUAAAUGUACACGACGGUAGUGCGCUGUGGUGUUGAUAUGGGCUUAAAUAUUUGCUUUAUUUUUUUCUUUGGCGUUGUCCUCACCGUGAAUAUGUUGCCCAAUAUCUCGCUACCGCACCUGAGAAAUAUUGAAGGUUGUAAAACGACACUAGGAAAAUGUAGAUUGCGCAGAAACACAGAGACCAAAAAUGUCGGGAAAGCACAGCGACAAAGAGGACACCGCGCCUCCCAACAAGUCAAAACGAGGCACAAACAACACACGAGACUUCACCCAAGGCAAACAACGAACGUUGGCAAUAAAAGUGCUUUGCUCUCGAAACCAUUUUCUGGGGGGGGGGUCGAAUGGUGGAAACCCUACGCCCCCUACUCUUUCACAUCUGCGGGGCACCAUGUUUCUGAGAUUUUCUGUGUCCUUAAAGCGAGGAGUGUCUUCAAAAUGGUGUCUUUAAAGCGGGGACGACUGUAUCCGAAUCCUACGAAAGUGAGCGAGAUCAUUCAACUGACGAAACUUGACCGAUUUCGCCCCAGGCCACAAACUACCCAGGUAGCGUAGUUCCUCGCGCAGUCUAAUGACUACCACCCCUCCACACACAACAUUACGCUCGGAGAUGCAACACAGCAAACAAACGCCAUAGCUACUCAUAGCUGUUUCACACCGUCAGGCCCACGUAAAGGGGCUGCUGUCUGCAGCUACCGUUUUGAGUUUCCCCUCCCGUGGAGGCUCUCACCAACCCCUCUGUUAUUCCCACACUUCAACAUUCAAGGGAGACUGCGUAAAGGUUGCGCGCUCUUCUCUAAAGGGAGACCGCACGGAUGUCCACAAUCAAUCGCUCCCCCCCCC